This is a messenger RNA of Cinclus cinclus, 2287 nucleotides long. RefSeq lists its product as uncharacterized. The transcript has 5 exons. Bases 1 to 675 code for a protein of 224 amino acids. NCBI's taxonomy places the organism in Eukaryota, Metazoa, Chordata, Aves, Passeriformes, Cinclidae. The record is from RefSeq and is a predicted model, not a curated record.
AUGUCUGACAUGGUGAGGUUGGAGGCCCCGCCGCCAUCGCUCCGGCCCCCCCGCGGCCCACACGUGACCAGGGAGAACCCCGCGCUGCUUCCGCCCACCAAUCACAGCGCGCGAUCGCUCCUGGAUUUCCGCGUCCGGGAGCUGUUUAUUCCCAGUUCCCUCCCAGUGCUCCCAGUAAGAGCGGUCCUAGCACGGAAAGCGCUCCCAAUUCCUUCCGGGUUCUCUCAGGAUCGCUUCGAGUGCUCCCAGUAUUGGUUCCAGCACUGUGCAGGGCACGGCCACUUUGGAACCCCCCAGGGCAGAGCACGGCUGCUUUUCAGUGUCGGCACCGACCUGGGCCGGGCUGGGAGCGGAGGAGGGGGAGGAAGGAAAGAGGAACGGGAAGAACAAGAAGGGGAAAGUCAGGAACAUGAGGAAGAGGAGCUGCAAGAGAAAGAGCAGCAGCAGAACCACUCGGCUCCCCCGCCCGCCCGCUCAGGCUGCAGUUCCCCCAACUCUGGCAGCAUCGCCCUGCCCCCCCGGAACCCACAGGAUUUCCCAUUCCCAAAUCAUGGUCAGAUGGAGGAGGAGGCCGUGAGGAAGAUGGCCCAGAAGCCCUAUGCAGACAAGGAGCUGAGGAUGGAGACCAGGGAGGACAAAUCCCCACAGCUGAACCUUACGGAAAAGGCAUUUUAAACCAGCUCCAUGGUGCAGGAAUCCAAGGAGGAGGAAAAGCCCCAGAGAUCCCUCAUGAGGGGUUACAAAUGCAGAUCACGGUGAUCCAAAGCAGAAAGACCCACUCCGGGCCAGGGAGGUGGCCAGAGAUGCUGCUGGAGCUUAGAGCUGAGAGUCCAUGAGCAGCUUCAUGAUGGGGAGAAGCCCCACAAGUGCUCAGAAUGUGGGAAGAGCUUCAGCAAGUGAUCCUACCUGAUCCAACACUGGAGAAUCCACAUGAGGGAACAGCCCUAUGAGUGUGGGGAGUGUGGGAAGGGCUUCAAGACAAGCUCUGACCUGACUGCCCACCAGAUGAGCCACACAAAGCAGAGGCGUGCCGAUUGUGAGGAAUGCAGGAAGACAUUUAAGACUAGCUCCAGUCUCCUCAGGCAUCAGCAGAUUCAGAGGAGAGGCCCUUCCACUGACCCAACAAUGGGAAUGGCUUCAACCAAAACUCCACUGUCGUCACCCACCAGCGCAUAUAUACUAGGACGAGGCCCUACGAGUGUCCCAAAUGUGUGAAGUCCUGUUCCAGAAGCUCUCACUUUACCCUACACCAAUGAAGGCACCACUAAGGGAAGCCCUGCAAAUCAAGUGCAGGAAGAGCUUCAUGUGCUGCUCCAGCUCCAUCCCCCGUGGCAGGAUCUGUGCUGGAUGUUCCUGUGGCCCCCAGUGGGCAGAGCAUUGCUGGUCCAUGGUGCCCGUGAUCUAUGUUAGAAAUACACCUGGCUGGGUGGCUCCACAUCCUCCUGGCUCCCCAUGGGCACCUGGACAUAUCCACAGAUCAACAUCAGAAAUCCAUUGUGAAGAGCACGUUUGUCGACUUCUGACCCGAGAAAAAUCUCACUCUUUGCAUCUUCUGGUGGUAUCAAGCAACACUGAAUGGCCUUGGAGGUCUUCUCCAAUAGAAAUCCAUCAUUUUAAUCCUUUCUGGCUCAUGGGCAUCUUCCACAGCCAAAUGGGAACAUACUGGGGCAAACCCCACAAUUUUGGAGAUGGUGGGGUGGAAACCCCUUCAAAAAGGGUUCUUCCCACCCAGCCAAGCAUGUGGAUGCUUUGCCAGCAGGGACACAUAAAUUCUUUUGUUUUGGCCUUGAAACGGUUUCUGUUCAUUCCUUUGAAAGCCCUGUAACUGGGGUUAAAAAUAACGACAAGGAACUAAGACAUGGGUGGGGCCAUGGGGGGAGAUGGAUGAGGAUGUGAGGAACAUGGAUGGGGACAUUGCGAAGUGCUGUCCAAUGCAGGUACUGCCACCACAUCCCCACUAUCACCACCACAGUGCACCAGCCAGAUGUCAUCACCCAGCAGGGCAGGAGGUGGAACUUGUUGGGCUGUUGACAAGUGGCCCGGAGGUGAGUGACAGUCACCAGGGCGUCCUAGGGACUCCACGCUCAGAGGACCCCAAUGGCCCAAGGUACAGCACAAGGGUCAGUGCCACCCACAGUGUCAUGUGGCCCCAUGCUACAUGUCACCAGGGGUGUCCUGGUGACAUUGUCCCCCUGCUAUCUGUCCUGGUGGCAUCAUGUCCUUUCCCCUCUGUAUGUCCAAAUUCCCUACCAUAUCUUCCUCUCGCCUUCCAUGUGUCCCCUGCCCC